GAGAGCUCUGCAGCGGGCGUUCGCACCGGACGCCGGAAGUCUCUGAGCAUCGCAGCGUCCGAGCUGAAGCUUCCCCGGCUACCCAAUUGCCCAAGGUAGUAAUCUUCAGUAAUCAAGAUGUCUUCAGCACCUGAUCCUCCAACAGUUAAAAAAGAACCAUUAAAAGAGAAAAACUUUGAAAACCCAGGCCUCCGAGGGACACACACAACCACCUUAUUUCGAGCUGUGAAUCCUGAGCUCUUCAUUAAACCUAACAAACCUGUGAUGGCUUUUGGAUUGGUAACCCUUUCACUUUGUGUGGCUUACAUUGGUUAUCUGCACGCAACACAAGAGAACAGAAAAGACCUCCAUGAAGCCAUUGACAGUGAGGGGCAUCGGUACAUGAGGAGAAAAACAUCCAAGUGGGACUGACUGCUGCUUCCUUCAGGUGGAGUGUUAUUACAGGCUCCGACACCUUUAACGGAAAGACUGUUAGUGCACAGAAUUGUUUCUUGUUCCAUAAUAUGUUAACCAGGGAGAAGAGAAAAUUGAAAGCAGUCCACUGUGGUGAGUUUAGUCUCAUUACAGCUGAAGGUAUUAAAUUCUGUAUAAUAAAAGUACCCAGUACUGUUACAUUUGCAUGGAGUUUCUAGUGUUUUAAAGUGAAUUGCGCCUUCGCAGCAAGGCUUUACUGUUUAGUAGAGAAGAUAGUCCGUUCAGUUCUCUCAUUUAAUCAUGAUUAAAUGAAAGAAUAAAA
This is a messenger RNA of Mus pahari (shrew mouse), 736 nucleotides long. RefSeq names its product small integral membrane protein 8 (gene Smim8). The record is from RefSeq and is a predicted model, not a curated record. Bases 118 to 411 code for a protein of 97 amino acids. NCBI's taxonomy places the organism in Eukaryota, Metazoa, Chordata, Mammalia, Rodentia, Muridae. The transcript is spliced from 3 exons.